AUGCGCGAGAUGCUCGCCGCGCUGCUCGCCGCGGCGGCCGUCGGCGUCGCCGCCAGUCCGACGACUUCGCCCACGACGGCGCCCACGGUGUCGCCCACGGUGGCGCCGGUUAGCCUGCCCCCGGGCCAGUGGGAGCUCGUCUUCCGGCAGACCGCGGAGCACGGCGGCGGCUGGUUCCGCUCGGAGGACGAGUGGGUCCUCGGGACGGUGUCCUGCGAGGCCUGCGACUCGCACGGCGCCUGCCCCGUGGACCAGGAGGACCGCACGGUGACGCUCGGCCUCGAGCACCGCUCCUCCUUCGAGCUCACGCUCGACGUCGACAGCGAGGGAAGCAAGGGCAACUCGGGUCGCCUCUUCUACUUCGCGGGCGCCUCGAGCAUGAUCCUGGGCUGCCCGACGAUGGCGCCGACGGUCUUCUUCGACGACUUCCAAUUCGAGCUCGUCGUGGACUCGACAGCGCCGACGGCCGCGCCGUCUGCCGCGACGACGACCGCCGCGUCGACGAGCACGCGGGAUUCCGGCGCGCUCGAGGAGCAGGACGGCGCGGACUUCGUCGUCGUCGACGCGGGCGAGUACGCCUACUCGUUCGACGCGUCCUACAGCUACAGCUACGCCGGGACGGACUCCCCCGGCGAGAUGAUCUUCGACGCGGAGUUCGACUUCGGCGAAUUCACCGCGCCCGACGAAGGCGCGUUCGACGCGGAGGACACGGUCCUCAUCUCCGAGCCCGUCGCCUCGGACUGCGCCGCGAUCUGCGCGGGCCACCGGCGCCGCCUCCGCUUCGGGAGCUUCCGCGGCGUCGGCGACUGCGAAUGCUAG
Aureococcus anophagefferens is the source of this 819-nucleotide messenger RNA. RefSeq lists its product as hypothetical. The transcript is spliced from 3 exons. Lineage: Eukaryota; Pelagophyceae; Pelagomonadales; Pelagomonadaceae. The coding region runs from base 1 to 819 and encodes 272 amino acids. The record is from RefSeq and is a predicted model, not a curated record.